Molecule: messenger RNA, 897 nt
Organism: Pistacia vera
Lineage: Eukaryota; Viridiplantae; Streptophyta; Magnoliopsida; Sapindales; Anacardiaceae
Product: protein CREG1
Exons: 6
Coding region: 62-709 (215 amino acids)
Source: RefSeq, a predicted model, not a curated record
UAGAGAUACAAAAGACAGUUGAUGUUCAUCUUUCUUAUUGACUUUGUAACUCUGCAAAAACAUGGAACUGAAAAGCCUUGUUAACAGUUUCAUAGUUUUGUUGUUCUUGUUUUUUGUUGUGGGCAUCCAAAAUUCUGUGCAGGGUCGCUUGCUGAGUUCAGUCUUGAAACCUCACAGAAACGAUGCACCUGCUUAUGCUCGUUGGUUGGUCUCUCAAAAUUCUUGGGGGGUCUUAAAUACUAUAUCAAGUGACUUGGGAGGAGCACCAUUUGGGAAUGUUGUUUCAUUUAGUGAUGGACUACCUAAUGAAGGUAGUGGUGUCCCAUACUUCUAUUUGACAACUCUUGAUCCUACUGCCAGUAAUGCAUUAAAGGACCAGAGGUCUUCACUAACAAUUAGUGAGUACCCUCUUGGAACUUGUGGCAAAAGAGACCCUGAGAAUCCUGUUUGUGCGAAAAUUACACUCACAGGAAAGUUGGUGGUUCUCGACAAUAAGUCUGAAGAAGCAAAAUUGGCUAAAAGCAACUUGUUCUCAAAGCAUCCAGAGAUGAAGGGUUGGCCUAAGGACCACAACUUCCAGUUCUUCAAAUUAGAGAUGGAAGAUAUAUUUAUGAUUAACUGGUUUGGCGGGCCUAAGCCUCUAACAGUGGAUGAGUACCUGCAUUAUAAACAGAACAACCUUGCCUUGGUUCAAUCAGAUACCAUCUAAUUCCCAAUUCUUAUGCAUGCUUGUGUUGGGCGCAAAUGCCAAGUGUUUGUAACAAAUGAUUAUAUGUAAAUAAACCUGCAGCUAUUGAUGUAUAUUGCUUUAUUUUCAAGUUAUGCCUCAUUGUACUCUCUGAUCAAAUAAUCAGAGAAACAAAAUUGCUGUUUAUUGUUUGACAAUCUUAAACUCCA